CAUUGGCAGAUCUGUUGACAAGUGGAAGGAGGAUUUCGUUGAAUUUGUUUUAUUUUGGUCUGAUAGUGAGAGAUCUACAAAGCGAAAAAAAUGCAGUGUGUAGCGUGGGUAUUGAUCUCAACAGUCUACUUUGUGUCACAGGUAGCUGCACAGCCCUGUCCUUAUUCAGUUGUUUAUAAAAUUGCAAACACAACUGGCUUCAUACUUUCAUCGCCAUAUUAUCCAGGUUACACGAGUUCAUAUUUAAAGAAUGUUAACUGUAAAUGGGGGAUUCGGGCUCAGACUACAACCAAUGCACUUGCCAUGGAGUUUAUUGAUGCUAAUAUUGUAGAUAGUGAAAAUUGUUCUUCAGUUUUUGUAAAAGCAUACGACGGUAUUACUCCUUCCAGUCCUCAUUUGAAGACAGUCUGUGGAUCUGAGCUUCCGUCACGGAUACAAAGUAGUGGCCUUUACAUGUAUGUCAAUUUCAAAAUAAAUACUAACGACAGAGGCCAGGGAUUUAGGGCCAGAGUUUUCGAGAUAAUCAAACCUACAACUACUGCCAAACCUACAACUACUACCAAACCUACAACUACUACCAAACCUACAACUACUACUCAAUCCUCGAAUACGAAGUCAUCUUCUUCUGGUACUUCUGGAACAUCUUCUGGUACUGCAUCUGGAACUUCAGGUCUUACUGUUCUGAUGGAUGUGAAUUCCACUGGCCGCUUCUUUUCAUCGGAUUACUACCCUGGAUACCCGAAUACAACUACAAUAAAUUUAGAUAAUGCUUGGCAGUUUCAUGCAUUCGAUCCAGGGAGCGGAGUACUGUUGGAAUUCCAUCAAACGUCCAUUGAAUACUCUGAGACGUGUAACACCAGUGCUGUGCGAGUCUAUGAUGGCAGUGAUUGUCAUUCUCCUCUUCUGUUGAAAUCUUGUGGACCAAAUACGCCGUCGCCAAUUACCUCCACUGGCAGUCAUAUGUAUGUGGAAUUUAAUACUUUCACUGAGUUGCAGAACCAAGGAAUUCUAGCUAGAGCCAGAGCGUUUCGGUUACCUACUGCCACUACUGUUCCGACUGCGACUACGACUUCGUCAUCAACAAAUGGAGAUAAUAAUUACAUUAUAGGUCACAUUGUACUGUCCUUUGAAACCAUUACUAUCAUCAUUGGAGGAAUUGCUGUUUUUUUACUAUUGAUAAUGUGCAUGAUAGUCUGUUCUCACAAAUUGUCUAACAAAAAGCUUGCAGCCAGAGUAUCUCGUUUGGUCGCCGAUCAACGACAUUUUCAAGUUGCUCCAAUCCAUGAUGCAGCCAGCUAUCCUGUUCUCCCCGAUAAACCGGUUUCAAAAUCACCAAGAUCGCCCAGAAACGACGAUGCAUCUCCUGGAACUAGUUCCGGACGCAAUUCAAAACACGUUAAUGUAGACCACAGAACUGCAAAACCACAAGAACUUUCAUCUCCAAAUGCGGACAAAAGGCCUCCACGAAUGCCGGCUACCAAACGUGCAUUCCAAGGCCUAACAUGAUAGUUUCCACUUAAAUGAAAAAAAUAUAAAAUAAAAGAAUAUAUAUA
Messenger RNA from Lottia gigantea (owl limpet), 1553 nucleotides. RefSeq lists its product as hypothetical. The record is from RefSeq and is a predicted model, not a curated record. Lineage: Eukaryota; Metazoa; Mollusca; Gastropoda; Lottiidae. Bases 91 to 1506 code for a protein of 471 amino acids. The transcript has 8 exons.